Messenger RNA from Trichoplax adhaerens, 693 nucleotides. RefSeq lists its product as uncharacterized. The record is from RefSeq and is a predicted model, not a curated record. The transcript has a single exon. Bases 1 to 693 code for a protein of 230 amino acids. Lineage: Eukaryota; Metazoa; Placozoa; Uniplacotomia; Trichoplacea; Trichoplacidae. Gene Ontology annotation, cellular component: NuA4 histone acetyltransferase complex.
AUGAGCUACGAUGACGGAGUCAGUCAAGCCGAGUAUUGCCAACUCAUUCAAAAACUAAAAGAAAUUCAAGCCAAUAAAGAAGAACUUACACGCAAUCUACAGGAUAUAGAAUAUCAAAUUUAUUGUCGGGAACGAAAAUUAUUCCAAACCAGUCGAAAAUUUGGCAAUGUAGCCACCGGAUUGAAAGUCCAAGCCAUUUUCAACGACAGCAGUCAACAUGAAAGCGACAAGAGUUCAAUGUGUAGUACAGAUUGCUGCAAAUAUGGUCGUCAACGCGCUGAACGCAGUCACAGUAGCCUUGAUGCUGGCGACGAUUGCAUGAACUUGAGUCGUAAUAGUCCUGGACAAGAAGGAGCGAUGAAAGACGAAUUUAUUUUCUCCUUGUCGUCCAUGACCUCGCCAAUCUAUCAAGAUUACUAUGCCCAUCAAGAUGAUGACUCUCACGACAUGGACAAUUCAUCGUGUUCAGACCAGCACCAUAGGACGAAUAGCGGUUCGCAGUUAUCUCCUCCAUUCCAUGCUCAAAAGAAAAGAUGGCAAGGUCGUACGAGUUAUGAUCAAGUACAGGACUUGAGCGAGACGAUGAGUAGCCAUUCUUCGUCAGUACCAUUCAAUGAUGGCCCCGACACGCUGCAAAGGAAUAAUCGACAUGGCAAUGACCAUCGAACGUCGCAGGAAAGCCCACAAGCUUAG